Messenger RNA from Eucalyptus grandis, 1347 nucleotides. Its product is annotated as alpha-1,3-arabinosyltransferase XAT3. The coding region runs from base 1 to 1347 and encodes 448 amino acids. Lineage: Eukaryota; Viridiplantae; Streptophyta; Magnoliopsida; Myrtales; Myrtaceae. Gene Ontology annotation, molecular function: glycosyltransferase activity. The transcript has 2 exons. The record is from RefSeq and is a predicted model, not a curated record.
AUGAGGAUAGCAAGCGCGGUCGCGGCGGCGUGCCUAGGGCUGCUCGUGAUGAUUCUGGCCCUCGACGUCAACCUUAUGUCCUUGACGAACUUGAUCGGGAUUCAAGUGCUAAAGGGCUGCGCAUGGGCUGUCGACCUGAGGGCCUCGGCCUCGUCGUCGUCGGAAAUCCACGCAUCGCCGGUCUCCUGCGACCGAUCUCAUGCCACCUACGACCUUUGCACCGUCGACGGCCCCGCUUUGCUGGACCCCGCGACGGCGACGAUCUCCUCCUUGGAACGGACCUCGCCGCCGCGCGCCCCGGUAAAGAUCCGCCCUUACACGCGGAAGAGGGACCGGAGCGCGCUCUCGGGGGUCAGAGAGGUGACCAUAGCCUCCUCGCCCCCGCCCAACGCCACCUGCGGCGCCACGCAGGCGGCCCCGGCCCUCGUGUUCAGCGCCGGCGGCUACACCGGCAAUUUCUUCCACGAGUUCAGCGACGGCCUCGUCCCGCUCUUCAUCACCGUCGAGUCCAUAUUCCCCGACCGCGACGUCACCCUCGCCGUCGUCGACUGUCGUGACUGGUGGCUCCGCAGGUACGCGGACGUGCUCUCCCACUUCAGCCGCCGCCCGGUCAUCAACCUAGACAGGCAGAAGGAGACUCUCUGCUUCCCGUCCAUCACCGUCGGGCUGAUCAAGCAUGGCCCGAUGACUAUCGAUCCCAAGCUGCUCCCGCAUCCGAAGAGCCUGCGCGACUUCGCCUCCUUCCUCGACGGCGUCUACGGCGGCGGCGGCGCGGCGGCUCCUCUGCCGAGUGCAGCGGCCGGGGGAAGGCCGCGGCUGGUGCUGGUGAGCCGGCCGAGGAGCGCCGGGCGCGCGUUCCUGAACCUGGGGGAGCUGGAGGCCCUGGCGGAGAGGAUCGGGUUCGAGGUUCGGCGAUUCGCGCCGAACCGGGGGACGCGGCUGGCGGAGUCGUGCAGGCUCGUGCGGGGGAGCCACGCCAUGGUAGGGGUGCACGGGGCGGCGAUGACGCACGCGGUGUUCCUGAGGCCGGGGUCGGUGCUGCUGCAGGUGGUGCCGGUGGGGACGACGUGGCUGUCGGAGGCCUACUUCGGGAGGCCGGCGAGGGAGAUGGGGCUGGAGUACGUGGAGUACAGGAUCGGGGCGAACGAGAGCAGCCUGGCGGAGGAGUACGGCGCCGACAGCGUGGUGCUGAGGGAUCCGAGGGCGGUGGUGGGAGGGGAGUGGAAGAACAUGCGCCUGUAUCUGAAGACGCAGAACGUGAGGCUGGACCUGGGGAGGUUCAGGGCGUCCCUGGAGAGGGCCUACGUCAAGGCCAAGGCGUUCAUGGAGACUGGAGAGUCGAGUUAG